CGUAACGUUUGCGCCGGGAGGGACCAGACCAAGUCCAAAACAGUUAUAUGAGUGUUGUGUUGUGCGAUAUAUCUAUAUGGUGUGUAAUCAGACAGAGAGAAAGUUAAAACGGGUUUGAUCAAAUUUGCGUCGGCCUGUGAAUUUACUUUUAAAUAUUAGUUGGAGCCAAUAUAGCUGGUGAAAGAAAAUAAAAAAUAGCUAAGAUGUCCACCAAUGAAAGGCGUGAAACGAAAAACAAACGGAAUAAACCCAAUCAAAUAAUGAGAGACAUAGGAUACAGUAUUCUGUUUAAUAUAUUUAUGGUGCUUCAUAUGGCUGUGGAUUUUUUGAUCGAGCUGGUCCUGAAAUGGUACUGGGGCCCUGCAAGAAUGCGGUGCCCACCGUUGCGGAGGAAACAAAUAAUUCUUACCUACAGCGCGCAAGAGAUAGCCAAAAUGAUUCGCAAUAAGGAGAUCAGCUGUCAUGAGGUGGUUAGUGCCUUUAUCGAUCGCCUUAAUGAAGUAAACCCAAUCAUUAAUGCCGUCGUUGAUGGUCCAUUCAUUGAGGCAUUAGAGGAAGCUAAACUCAUUGAUGAACGCAUACAACGCGGAUUGAUAUCGGAGAAUGAGUUUGCUGAGAAACCGUUUUUGGGGGUCCCAUUUACGACAAAAGAUAGCACAGCGGUUAAGGACAAAUUACAAACAUUGGGAAUUCUCGCACGAAAAACUGCGAAAGCCAAAGAAGAUGCUGAAUGCGUGAAGCUGAUCAAAGAUGCGGGAGCUAUUAUUAUAGCAACAUCUAACAUUCCGGAAAUAAAUAGAUGGCAAGAAACUAGAAAUAACAUUAUUGGUCAAACCAAUAAUCCAUACGACAGCCGCCGCACCGUAGGCGGAUCCAGUGGCGGCGAGGCAGCGCUUAUCGCGACUUGUGGCAGUGCCUUCGGAAUAGGCACGGAUAUCGGAGGGUCAAUCCGUAUGCCUGCAUUCUACUGUGGAAUAUUUGGACAUAAGCCCACAUCUGGCAUUGUAAACACACGUGGUUGUACUUUCCGCACCGGUCGUGAAGUUUCCACGAUGGUCGUCGCUGGGCCGAUGACUCGUUAUGCAUCCGACUUACGACCCUUAAUGAAGGUUUUAGUUGGACCAAAGAGCACAAUCGCGCUGAAGCUGAAUGAAAAGACUGAUUUAAAAAAGUUACGCUAUUUUUAUUGUACUAGUUCUGGGGAUAUACGUUGCAGUCCAAUUCAUUCGCAACUGCAUAGAGCUAUGAACCGAGUUGUGGAUCAUUUUCAAACUGUAUCACCUGAAGGUGUGCAAAAGGUAACGUUGCAGGGGACUGAAAAAACAAGCCAGAUGUGGCGCUACUGGAUGACCCAAGAGCCAGCGAGUUUCAAUAAUUUGCUGGGCAACGGAAAGCAACUGUCGCCGCUAGUCGAACUUGUCAAGAAAAUAAGCGGAAGUAGCGAAUAUACGCUUGCGUCUAUAUACUCUCUGAUAGAUAGUAUUUUGCCACCGGAAAAGGCAGACAAAAUAAAGGAAAUUACUCGUCAGUGCGACCAAGCGCUGACUGACCUGCUCGGGGACGACGGAAUUUUGUUCUAUCAUAGUACGACCCACACGGCUCCGUACCACUACUCGGCCUUUGUGAAUGUGUACAAUUUUAGCUACUGGUGUUUGUUUAAUGUUCUGCAUGUGCCGGUCACUCAGGUACCGCUCGGGCUAGAUCCGGACGGUUUGCCGCUCGGAAUUCAAAUUGUAGCAACCCGCAAUCGCGAUCGGCAUUGUUUGGCCGUUGCCGAGGAGCUUGAACGUGUUUUCAGCGGACACAUUCCACCGUUCAUUAUUGAUUAAGGCUGUGACUCGUAGUCGAUUUUUUUUUAUUCAAAAUAUUUAAUAAUUCGUCGUAAAUUUGUGAACGAAGCGGUAUUGGUAUUAUGGUUUAGAUGUAUUGUUCCCGAUUUUAUUUAUCUACUUGCCGUAAAUGUGGUCGAACUAUUUUUUUGUAAACUAACUAUUGAAAUGUUUUACUCUUUCUGUUAAUUCACACCGAGUGACAUCGCUCAUAUAGUGUUAGUAGCAGUUUCGUCCGAAUUGUGUUUGUAUACGGUAUAGGCAUUAUAUAUAGCACAUGGUUGCA
This is a messenger RNA of Sabethes cyaneus, 2115 nucleotides long. RefSeq names its product fatty-acid amide hydrolase 2. The coding region runs from base 204 to 1829 and encodes 541 amino acids. Lineage: Eukaryota; Metazoa; Arthropoda; Insecta; Diptera; Culicidae. The transcript has 5 exons. The record is from RefSeq and is a predicted model, not a curated record.